Molecule: messenger RNA, 790 nt
Organism: Eruca vesicaria subsp. sativa (arugula)
Lineage: Eukaryota; Viridiplantae; Streptophyta; Magnoliopsida; Brassicales; Brassicaceae
Source: the annotation of a GenBank genome assembly
AUAUUCAAAUUUUGAAAACUCUUCGUUUUUUUCACAAUAUUAUUCAAUGGCGGCCAAGAAGAAGCCAGGGGUGAUCGCUUUGUUCGACGUCGACGAUACUCUUACAGCUCCAAGGAAGGAAGCUACUCAAGAAAUGCUCCAUUUUAUCGGAGAAUUACGCAAGGUAGUCACUAUUGGACUCGUCGGUGGAUCUGAUCUAAACAAGAUAUCUGAGCAACUUGGCAAAACAGUCACUAACGACUUUGAUUAUUGUUUCACUGAGAAUGGUCUUGUUGCCCACAAAGAGGGUAAAUCCAUUGGAAUCCAGAGCAUGAAGUUGUUCCUUGGAGAAGAUAAGCUCAAGGAGUUGAUCAAUUUCACUUUGCACUACAUUGCAGACUUAGAUAUUCCAAUCAAAAGGGGAACAUUUUUAGAGUUCCGAAAUGGAAUGAUCAAUGUGUCACCCAUUGGUCGCAACUGCAGCCAGGAAGAAAGAGAUGAGUUCCAGAGAUAUGAUAAGGUGCAAAACAGUCGAUCAAAGAUGGUGGCUGAACUUCGUGAGCGGUUUGCUCAUCUUAACCUUACUUUCUCUAUUGGAGGACAGAUUAGCUUCGAUGUCUUCCCUAAAGGUUGGGACAAGACUUAUUGCUUGCAAUACCUUGAGGACUUCAAUGAAAUCCAUUUCUUCGGUGACAAAACCUAUGAGGGUGGAAACGAUUAUGAAAUCUAUGAAUCACCAAAAACAAUAGGCCACACAGUAACGUGUCCAGAUGACACAAUGGCACAAUGCAAGGCUUUGUUCAUGUCUUGA